AUGCCUUCACCACCGAAGCCCUGGGAACGUGCGGGUGCAGGUGCCGGCGCCGACCUCUCGUCCAGCAGCAUGACCUCUACAGCACCAGCCACCGCGUCCUCGUCGGCUCUCACAACCACCUCGGCCGCUCCAGCCUUGCCCGAACGUCCAUCGACGCUCGGCACUGCUACUGCAGGCACUGGUGCGUAUGGCGCUUCGGCGUACAACUCGCCAUAUCGCAGCACUGUUGGCGGGCUCGGAUCCACCUACGGCGGCAUGGGCUCCACCUACGGCACAUCAUACGGCUCGCCCUACUCUAGAUUGGGAGGCAUGGGAUCAAUGGGUGGAAUGGGCUAUGGCGGCUACGGUGGAUACGGAGGCUAUGGCGGAGGCUAUGGAGGCUACGGCGGUGGGUACGGCGGCUACGGGAUGGGCAUGGGCAUGGGUAUGGGAAUGGGCGGGAUGCCUGGCAUGCCUGGCCAACCUGGCGACGUCUCGCUCACACAACGCAUGGAAGCGGGCACGCAAGCCACCUUCGAACUCAUCAGCAGCAUCGUCGGUGCCUUCGGCGGCUUCGCCCAAAUGCUCGAAUCCACCUUCAUGGCCACCCACAGCAGCUUCUUCGCCAUGGUCGGUGUCGCGGACCAAUUCGCCCAUCUCCGCACCUACCUAGGACAGGUGCUGAGCAUCUUUGCGCUCGCACGGUACCUUAAGAACCUCGGUUUGCGGCUGGCGGGACGGGCUCCUGCGGUCGAGCUCGACGCGCGCGAGUUCAAAGAGUUUGCAGCCCACGGUGCCAAUGGUCAACCGGGCAAGGCGGCUCGACCGAGCAAACGCCCGUUAAUUGUGUUCUUCAUGGCCGUCAUUGGGCUGCCUUACCUCAUGGGCAAGCUCGUCCGGUUCAUUACGGCCAAGCAGGAAGCCGAGCGACAGAGGCUCGAGCAACAAGGUCAGAAUCCGGGUCAAGCAGGCAUGCUUCCCGGUCAACACGGCGGUGGAAUGAUUGCGGGCAACGAGAAUGGGGAGGCUAUCGAUCCAAGCAAGCUCACGUUCGUCCGCGCUCUCUACGCAUAUCCAGCAGCAGACCCCCUCGAACUCAGCUUGCAGCCUAACGAUAUCGUGGCGGUGCUCAGCAAGCAUGAUCCGCAGACAGGUGCCGAGAGCGCAUGGUGGCGAGGUCGAACAAGAGACGGACGACAAGGCUGGUUCCCCGCAAGUUAUACUAUGAGUCUGGAGGAAGCUAAGGAGCGGGCAGCGAAGGCAGGGGCUCCUACGGCGGCGAGCAAGGCGGUCGAGUCGACAGAGAAGGCUGCGCCGAUUAAGACAGCGCCAACUGCCAAGGCGACAUGA
Molecule: messenger RNA, 1329 nt
Organism: Kalmanozyma brasiliensis GHG001
Lineage: Eukaryota; Fungi; Basidiomycota; Ustilaginomycetes; Ustilaginales
Product: Src homology-3 domain protein
Exons: 1
Coding region: 1-1329 (442 amino acids)
Biological process (GO): protein import into peroxisome matrix, docking
Cellular component (GO): peroxisomal membrane; peroxisomal importomer complex; peroxisome
Molecular function (GO): protein binding
Source: RefSeq, a predicted model, not a curated record